AUGUACAUGGCUGCAACAGCUCACGGCUGCCUGCUCUCCCGCCUUAGCUCUCCUGGUGCAAUGGAGGACGCGUCAAGCCAGAAGUCCAGACAGAGCCAGGACGCGCUGGGCUGCCCAGCGCCAGAAGAGACUCCUGCCAAUUUCAUACACGUUCAGCUGGAGGAGUACGAGCCCGCAGACUUCCAUGCCAAGGAACUCAUCCUAAAGAAAGCCAGAGAGGUCUGCACAUGCACUCGUCAGACCGUCGUCACCUUCUUCUGUCGGCUGUUCCCAGUGCUGGACUGGCUUCCCCAUUACAAUGUCAAGACGCAGUUGCUUGGGGAUGUCAUAUCGGGGCUCCUGGUGGGGAUAGUUGCCAUCCCUCAGUCCAUCUCCUACUCCCUGUUGGCCAACCAGGAUCCCAUCUACGGAAUCUACACCAACUUCUUUUGCAGUAUCAUCUAUGUUGCUAUGGCCACUUCGCGCCAUAACUUCGUGGGCUCCUUUGGCAUCCUCUGCCUGAUGAUCGGGCAGUCUGUGAACCGGCACCUCCAGCUAGCAGGGUAUGGCGAUGGCAGCACUGGCUCUGUGCUGGUGGGCAACUCCACCUCCUCCAGUAACGGGACGGGUGCCUGUGACAGGAGCUGCUACGCCAUCACCGUGGCCCUUUCCUUAAGCUUUCUGGUCGGUCUUUACCAGAUCCUGCUGGGGGUUUUGCAGCUGGGCUUUGUGGCCGUCUACCUGUCAGAACCUCUCCUCAGUGGCUUUGUGACCGGCUCCAGCCUCACCAUUAUCACCUCCCAGAUGAAGUAUCUCCUGGGGCUGAAUAUCCCUCGUCACGAAGGGGUGGGGUCCUUCAUCCUGACGUGGGUUGACCUUUUCAGACACAUCCAGAACACCAACAUCUGUGACCUGGUCACCAGCCUGGUUGCUCUGGCCGUCAUAGUGCCUGUCAAAGAGAUCAAUGACCGUUACAAAGAGAAGAUGAAGGCCCCGUUCCCCGUAGAGCUGCUGGUGGUCAUUAUAGCCACAGUAAUAUCUUACUACUUCAGCUUUGAAGAGCGAUACAAGUCUGCUGUUUGCGGGGACAUCCCCACCGGUUUCAGGAAACCCACUCUGCCAGAUACAAACCUGUUUUCCAGCCUGGCCGUUGACGCUCUGCCCAUUGCCGUUAUCGGCUUUGCCAUGACCGUCUCCCUGGCAGAAAUCUUUGGCAAAAAGCAUGGCUACACUGUCCGUGCCAACCAAGAGAUGAUUGCCAUUGGUAUGUGCAACCUGAUCCCUUCUUUCUUCUACUGCUUCGCCAGCUCCGCGGCCCUGACCAAGACUCUGCUGAAGGAGUCCACAGGGACCCAGACCCAGCUCUCCGGCCUGGUCACCUCCCUGGUGCUGUUGCUGGUGCUGCUGUGGAUCGCCCCGCUCUUCUACUCGCUGCAGACCUCCAUCCUGGGGGUGGUCACCAUUGUCAACCUGCGGGGGGGCCUGAGGAAGUUCCGUGACACCCCCCGCAUGUGGCAGCUCAGCAAGCUGGACACGGUGGUGUGGUGGACGACCAUGCUGUCCUCCACGCUGGUCACCACAGAGAUCGGGCUCCUCGUGGGUGUCUGCUUCGCUCUGCUCUGCAUCAUCUUCCGCACGCAGAGACCCCGGGCCAUGCUUCUCGGCAAGGUCAGCAACACGGAAAUUUAUGAGGACCAGUCCGCUUACAAGCAGCUCAGCAGUAUUGCCAACAUCAAAAUCUUCCGCUUUGAGUCGUCCCUCUACUACGCCAACAAGGAUUAUUUCAAGACUGUUCUCUACCAGAAAACCGGGGUGAAUCCUGCGCUGCUGGCUGCGAAGCAUCCAAGGCCUGCCAGGAGAAGGGCUGAGCAGCCUCCGGCAGACACCCGUCCUCAGCCCAUAGACAUGCACACCUUAAUUCUUGACUGUGGGGCAAUGCAGUUCGUAGACAGUGUGGGUCUCUCUGUGCUGAAGGAGACACGUCGCGACUACGAGGAGGUCGGUGUCCGGGUGCUUCUGGCCAACUGCAACCCCUCCAUCCGCCGCCGGCUCCGUGAGGGAGGCUGGGCGGGCAGCACCUGCGGCGGGGGUCAGCUGGCUUUCCACAGCGUCCAUGACGCAGUGCAGUGUGCCGAGCGGGGGUACCAGGUGCAGCAGGAGGGGAGCAGGGAGAACAAGGACGCUCUCCUGGGCCCCGAAGACCUCAGCUUCCAGACAUCUUUGUAG
Messenger RNA from Opisthocomus hoazin, 2205 nucleotides. NCBI's taxonomy places the organism in Eukaryota, Metazoa, Chordata, Aves, Opisthocomiformes, Opisthocomidae. The record is from RefSeq and is a predicted model, not a curated record.